Fusarium poae is the source of this 1107-nucleotide messenger RNA. RefSeq lists its product as uncharacterized. Lineage: Eukaryota; Fungi; Ascomycota; Sordariomycetes; Hypocreales; Nectriaceae. The transcript has a single exon. Bases 1 to 1107 code for a protein of 368 amino acids. The record is from RefSeq and is a predicted model, not a curated record.
AUGUUCAAUCCUAAGCGGAUCGUAACCACUUUAGUGGGUGUCAGCAUCACUGCUGCCAAUGCUGGACCUUGCAAGCCCCAUUCUCCCUCUGAUGCAGUCUCUUCGUCGACGUUGGAGGCUUCGUCUGGCACCACAUCCCUCGUUUUGUCGGUGACUUGGUCUAGCACCUUGGUCGACAGCUCCGAGACGGAGACGGCUACCAUGUCUGCGAUUUCAAGUCAGAGCGAGACCCUCUCCACGUCCUCAGGCACUAUCGAAGUAUCAACCACCGACAUUUCCUCAAUUGCCACUGAGGCUACGACCACUACCGCUGUUGCUUCGGCCACAACGUCGGCCGCCGCCGACACGCCAUGCGAAAACCAAAUCUAUCGAGGUACUGCCUCUCACCCUGGCUACACCUCUACCGAUGCCACAACCGAAGCGGACUGUUGGGACGCGUGCUCCAACGAUCAACAAUGCAACACCUGGUUCUUCCAAGCAGAGGGCGUUUGUCAACUUUAUCGCGAAACCUUUGAUGCUAUCGGCACCCCUAAGAAUGAGGAUAGCAACCUCAUCGGUUCCCGUAACUGCUCUCCUCGCAACUACGACUCAUGCAAUGACAACAUUGGCUUUGGUUACAUUGCAGAAAGCCCGACUGAGCAAGUCCCCGGUGUACAGCUCGAACUUCAAUGUGCUCAGCUAUGCAUGAAGGACGGCCAAUGUGAGGUUUGGCAGUACGACGGGUCUACUCAAACAUGUAACAAGUUCUCCAGCUAUUUCGCCGACAUCUUCACUGCCCAAGCAGAUGCUGCUCCGGGACAGAGAAUCAUGCUUGCCGGCACCCGAAGCUGCUCUUCCGACUUUUUCAAGCCACAGCUGGAGCCUUGCAAUGGCCAGAUAAACACAUGGAACGCCAACGCCAUAUCUGGAUACAGGUACUUUACUCACAUCAAGACAGUACCGCUUUGUGCACGUGCUUGCUCCAUCGAUCCGAUGUGCCUGUCUUGGGGGGUGUUCGAUGGAGGCAUGAUUAAUGGAGGCCGGGAUUGCUCACUUUCGCAAUAUGAAUACAGAGAUGAGCCUGAGGAUAUAUGUGCAGCAGGCUCAAGAAACUGCGGCGUUCCCUAG